This is a messenger RNA of Cinclus cinclus, 444 nucleotides long. Its product is annotated as feather keratin Cos1-2-like. NCBI's taxonomy places the organism in Eukaryota, Metazoa, Chordata, Aves, Passeriformes, Cinclidae. Gene Ontology annotation, molecular function: structural constituent of cytoskeleton. The transcript is spliced from 2 exons. The record is from RefSeq and is a predicted model, not a curated record. Gene Ontology annotation, cellular component: intermediate filament.
AUGACUUCGACUGAGGAGCCUCAGGGCCUGGGGCAGUGCAGGACUGCUAUAAAAGGCACACCAAGUUCUUGUGCUCUCAUCCACUUCUCUCACCUCCUUCUCCUCAGGAAUCAGGUGCACCUGUGACCGUGAGCCAUGUCCUGCUGCCAGCCCUGCAACCCUUGCUGCCAGCCCUGCGGCCCCUGCCCGCUGGCCAACAGCUGCAAUGAGUGCUGUGUCAGGCAGUGCCAGGACUCCCAUGUGGCCAUCCAGCCCUCGCCUGUGGUGGUGACCCUGCCUGGCCCCAUCCUCAGCACCUUCCCACAGAACACUGCCGUGGGAUCCUCCACCUCUGCUGCUGUUGGCAACAUCCUCAGCUGUGGGGGAGUGCCCAUCAGCUCCGGGGGCUUUGACCUCUCCUGCAUCACCAACUGCUAUGGUGGCAACAGAUGUCGUCCCUGUUAA